Fonsecaea nubica is the source of this 1638-nucleotide messenger RNA. RefSeq lists its product as hypothetical. The record is from RefSeq and is a predicted model, not a curated record. The coding region runs from base 1 to 1638 and encodes 545 amino acids. Lineage: Eukaryota; Fungi; Ascomycota; Eurotiomycetes; Chaetothyriales; Herpotrichiellaceae. The transcript has 5 exons.
AUGGCCAACAUGAACUCAAAGUGGAAGGAGAGGCUCACGGAGAAGCAGCUGGAAAGGAAGAGGAGGCUGGAUAGAAUCAACCAGCGAAAUUAUCGGAGUCAGUUCAAGGAGAGCGAGGCCGAACUGGGCUACUUGCGCCUCCUCGCAAGAAGUGACCAGCUCGAAGUCUUGAAAAAGCUGAUGGAGGAGAACAACCGUUACAAAACCCAGAUUGCAUGGCAACAGUCCAGGCUCGAUGCCAUCGUGCUGAUGCACGGUGCCCACGAUCGAUCGGAUCAAGCCACCAUGUCCAUCUCUGCCAGAACCCCUCCUUCAUCGGUGCUGGGGGGCAGUCCGAUGCGCGGCACAGACAACUUUCCCCCGCCAUCGGACUAUUCCUCUCCCUCGGCCACCUCAGUGACCACCUCCAAAGUCCUGCACGAAGAUGUACCCUGGUUCAUGACGAGGACCUCCAUGUUUUUCCAGGUGGCCAAGGAUACAGGGUUUCAGACCAAAGACAUCGGAGACGAUAUAUCCGUGAAUGACUUCCUCGAAUCUUUCAUGGCUUGGAAAAUCCAGCACGGCUACGGCAACAACAACAUACAACUCCUCAUCGACUACUCCAACUACGCGUUCCAGACCACAGUUGAAGAAGUAGAUCGAACCGUGAGGUCCAAAACAUUGAUGCAGGAUAUUUACGCCGCACUCGUCUACGGGCAUCCGUGGCCUUCCCCAUCAUCCCGAGCAACAUUGGAGGAAGAUCUUCUCCCCAAUCUCAGCGAACGAAGCCGUCAUCACCGUGCUGCCGCUCUGUGUGCAUUCCGGGGACUGUAUCGAUGGAGGGACAGAUUCUUUUCCGAAAUAGAGUUUGUGGCAAUUUUUUGGACCACUUACAGAUACUACCUGUUUCUCAUCUUUCCAACAGUCGAAAACUGGUCGCAGUUCCCUCGAUGGCAGCGUCCGACCAAAUCCCAGCUUCUCCUCCAGCACUCCUGCUUCGUGGAUGGAAUCGUAUGGCCUGAACUGCGCGACCGGCUAAUUGUCGGGUUCCCGAAAUACGACGAAGAGAGGCUCAUCUGGGCUCUGACCCGGAACAUGAGAAUCAACGCUCACGGCCUCCGCCCACACCAGCUGUUGACGCUUAAGCCGGAUGUGUCGGAUUUUGAAAUGGAACCUUCCCUGAGGUCCAUCGUCUGUGAUCCGUCUAGCUUCACGGUAUUACCUGCCUUCCGGCGCUCGUGUCCCGAGUUCGCAGACCUAGCCAUCUCCACCGCCGAGGAGCAAUGUUUUGCUCCGUACGUCGGAAGUGAUGCCGAUUCAACCCCCGGUCAUCAACCGCAUGAUUUUCCACAAGAGCAGCCUUGCAACUCGGGUCCGCUUUAUCCGCAGGUGUCUCCGGUCAUGAACAAUGCACCGCAGCCAAAGACUCAAUUCAUGCCCGAAAACGACCAUCCCGCCGCAGCGCAACUACCCGAUCUCGGAUCCACAGAUCCAUUUUUUGAUUUUUUCUCACAAGAGCUCGCGUCCAUGGCCGAUGAUCAUCGAAUGCCCAUGUCCCCUGGAGGUACAAUGGGUGGAUUCCGCGAUCUCAAUUUCCUAGACGAUAUGUUCGACUUUGAUUGUGCAACAUCGUUGACCGAUCCGACGCUGAGACCAUGA